Frankliniella occidentalis (western flower thrips) is the source of this 488-nucleotide messenger RNA. RefSeq lists its product as uncharacterized. The record is from RefSeq and is a predicted model, not a curated record. Bases 1 to 369 code for a protein of 122 amino acids. Lineage: Eukaryota; Metazoa; Arthropoda; Insecta; Thysanoptera; Thripidae. The transcript is spliced from 3 exons.
AUGAACAGUCCCGAACAUGAAGUCCUUGUCCUGUUGCCGGUCACGCUGCUGGUGCUCCUUGCUGUUUGCUCGGAGCCGGCUGCUGGUGACGAUGCCCCGCAUACCCUGCAAAAGCGCUCGUCCCCUCCGAGGUCUCCUGCGAGGUCUCCUCCGAAGUCUCCUCCGAAACAGUGGACACAGCCCCCCCUAACGCUACAGGAGUCGCUCAACGGUCCCUGGUUCUUGAAGCCACAGGGGCCCAUGCAGAAGCCUGUGAAGGGCGGGAAGUGGAUUUGGGGGAUCGUCCCGGUAAAGAACAGGAAGCCGAACAGCGGAGGCGCCGGACCCUCCGGCAAGAAGAGCCCUCCCAGCGGCAAGAGGGGCAAGUAGUGCCGCUUUUAAAGACGCGUCCAAGCGACGCCCACGAGGACACCUCAUAUAUAAAUGUAAACAAUAUGAUUCAAUUGAAAGAGUAAAACAUGAAAUAAAAUGUACGCCAGUAAGAGAAA